CCAUGGCGGCCCUGGCGGGCGUGAGGGGCCGGGUGCGGGAGCACGGGCGUCUGGCGGGCGGGCUGCUGCUCAACCUGCUGGCGUCCAUCUGCAUCGUGUUCCUCAACAAGUGGAUCUACGUGCGCUACGGCUUCCCCAACGUCAGCCUGACGCUGGUGCACUUCGUGGUGACGGGGCUGGGGCUGGCGGGCUGCCACCGGCUGCGCCUCUUCGCCCCGCGGAGCCUGCGGCCCCUCGCCCUGCUGCCCCUCGCCCUCAGCUUCUGCGGCUUCGUCGUCUUCACCAACCUGUCCCUGCAGAACAACACCAUCGGCACCUACCAGCUGGCCAAGGCCAUGACCACCCCCGCCAUCAUCCUCAUCCAGUCGCUCUUCUACGGCAAGACCUUCUCCGCCCACGUGCGCCUGACCCUGAUUCCCAUCACUCUCGGUGUAAUCCUGAAUUCCUAUUAUGACGUGAAGUUUAAUUUCCGUGGACUGGUGUUUGCUACUCUCGGUGUGUUAGUCACAUCCCUUUAUCAAGUGUGGGUUGGAGUCAAACAGCACGAGUUGCAAGUGAACUCCAUGCAGCUGCUAUACUACCAAGCGCCCAUGUCAUCGGUCAUGCUGUUGGCCGUCGUGCCCUUCUUUGAGCCCGUGUUCGGAGAAGGGGGGAUAUUCGGACCCUGGUCGCUUUCUGCUGUGCUUAUGGUGCUGCUGUCUGGUGUGGUGGCCUUUAUGGUAAACUUGUCCAUUUACUGGAUCAUUGGGAACACGUCACCCGUCACCUAUAACAUGUUUGGACAUUUCAAGUUCUGCAUCACUCUAUGCGGAGGGUAUCUGCUGUUCAAAGAUCCACUGUCCAUCAACCAGGGGCUUGGGAUCUUGUGUACGUUAUUCGGGAUCCUGGCCUACACCCACUUUAAACUUAGCGAACAAGAAGGCAAUAAGAGUAAACUGGUUCAGCGGCCAUAAUCGGGUCUUUAUAGACCAGGCCUCCCGAGGAUGGAAUGAAAGUAUUAAUUAUGCACUGAAAUAGGUUUUUUCUCUAACCAGGGAAACAAAAAAUAUUGCAAGGUGAUAUUGAGCAGUUGAGUUUCGUGUUGUAACUUAAGGAAGCAACUUUUCUGGUUUUGCUCUUUUCCAUUAACUUUUUUUAAGCCUAUAUUAGUCUCCACAACCAAAGGGGUCUACGUUUCAUUUCCAGAGUCAUGCUAUGGAAAAAUACGGGACUUCGGAGAACUCAGUAAGUGCAUUGGACAAAAAUCAUUUUGCUAAUGCCAGGGGAGUUCCUCACCAUUAUCCUGUGUGAUAUUCUGAGGAGCAAAAUGCCCCCAUCGGUCUGUGAAUCGAGGGUAGUUCCCUUCUCUCUAAACGCUUUGGGACCAGUUGAGAAGUGGGCACUUGAAACUCAAAGAGAUACACAGGUAGAGUUGGCUGCAUUUUUAGAUUAUCCUUCCCCACUGCCUUGGGGAGUUAAAUGCUGAGCAUUCCACUGGGUUUGCAACUUCCAGUGCUGUGGAAAGAAAGAACCCAACGACUCUGUCAGCAGUCGUGAGUUCUUUUCACUGUGAGGCUGUGAUGGGAAUUGUUCCCCCACUGUUUUAAGUUGGGCAAAGGGCCCACAGGGCCCAGAGCAGCCUCAAGGGAAGGGAGAGAGAUUUGAAUGUCACUAGGCUCCAGGAGGCUCUCAGCCUGUCGUCACCAUUCUCGGUGUUUAGCGACAGAGCUUAAGAGCCACAUGGGGAGGCUGUGAUUUCUGCUUUUUGCACAUUCAACAGAAAGAAGGGCUUUCAGAUCCAUGAGGAAAAUGUGCUAUGCCUUUUACUUUUGGCAGGUUUGACUUCCCCCCUCUCCCUUUUAGAGUUCUAUCAUCAGAGCCUAGCAUUUGGGGAGGAACAGGCAAUACUCACCCCAACCUCAGAGCCUGGGAAGCUGCCUUCUCCUGGAAUGAUCUUUUCCCCAAACCUCCUUCCAGGAAAUCAGCUCUAAAAGAUCAAGAGCUAAAUGUAGAAAACCCACCUGAGUCAGAAUCUUGCCCAGACCAUUUGAACUGCGUGAUUGACCUCUCCAAAAGCUAUUCCGAUAGAUACCCCGAAACUGUGAAAUUCUCCUUGUGGGCCAGCAGGCUGGGGGCCUUUUGAAAAUGACUUUGAUUCAUCCCACUUUUACAAACUUGCAUUCUGAGGUCAAGAAAUGUGAGGACAACUCAUCUCUGCCAUUUGGGCGUCAGAACCGAUGAACCCUACCUUGGCUGUAGCCCGUCAGCUCCUUGUGGGCAGGGAACGUCUCUACCGACUCUGUCGUACUGUCCUCUGCUAAGCACUUAGUCCAGUGCUCUGCACACAGUAAGCACUCCAUAAAGACCAUUGAUUAUUGGCUUGAAUGUAUAAUCUGUUGAAAAUAAACACAGGCUGCUGCUGGCAAGCCUUUUCAGAGCAACGAAGAGGAAUCGCCCCACUGCAAGGGGAGAGAAUCGUUUUGUGCUGUGCACAAGCUCUUUAAAUAGAUUACAAGGACAGCUUUAGAGGCAGAAGGUGCAGUCGUCGUCCAAGCUAGCGGAAGGAAUGUUAUCCCGAAAGAAUAACCGGAGUGAAAGGACGCUGUCACCACAGAAGAGAAGAUUCAAUUUAGGCAUCGUAGAAAAAUGCUCACCCAAGACCAGCCAGUGUGAUUUGGGCAAGGAAUAAAAAAAGUCUCCUUUACAUUGCCAAAGGGACACUGUAACUUUGUCUUUGUCGUGAACUAAAAUACUGCUGGUAUUUGGUUUUUACCUAAUGCAAAUAAAGAGUUAAGUUUUUUUCCUA
Ornithorhynchus anatinus (platypus) is the source of this 2785-nucleotide messenger RNA. It is a transcript of the gene SLC35E3, whose product is annotated as solute carrier family 35 member E3. Gene Ontology annotation, cellular component: Golgi apparatus. The transcript has 5 exons. Gene Ontology annotation, molecular function: nucleotide-sugar transmembrane transporter activity; antiporter activity. Lineage: Eukaryota; Metazoa; Chordata; Mammalia; Monotremata; Ornithorhynchidae. The record is from RefSeq and is a predicted model, not a curated record. The coding region runs from base 3 to 953 and encodes 316 amino acids.